AUGGGGGACGAGUCCCGGCAGGAUUCGUUCAACUCUUAUAUCCCCAUAUGGGACGGCAAUGCGGGGUCGAUGCGCAAGUUCAAGAAAUCCGUGACGUUGUGGCUGGCAGGCCUGGACUUGGAGCGCACGGCAUCGUACAACUUGGCCGCCCGUUUUCUUCUUCGGCAGACCGGCGCCGCGAGGGCGCGAGGUGAGGAAGAAGAUAUAGAUACGUUGGCCCACCGACCGGCGGUGGCUGACGUUGUGGGGACGGAGAUCCAGGCUGCCGACUACACGCACGGUGUGUGGCACCUGGUGAGGUGUUUCGAGGAGCUUGGGAAGACGGCUUCCGAAAAGCGAGGAGAGCUCCGGCAGAAGCUCUAUGUGAGCUUGCGUCUCGGCCCCAUUGAGCCGGUCACGAACUUUGCGUCGACCUGGAGAACACUGGUGGCCGAAUGCAUUGCCGAAGGCAUCCCGGUGACCCCUGUCGAGUCUGGAUGGCUCUUCAAGGAGAGGCUUGCCCUUACGGAAAUGCAGCGGCAGCUGCUGGAGACCGCCACCGGCGAGGAACUGGAGUUCGCUGUGGUGGAAAGAGAGGUGCUGCGACUCUUCCGAAGGGUGCACCUCACGCGGAGUGAGGCGGCCGGUGGAAGCCACCUUCGCUUCUGGCGCCAGGCCCCCUCGAGGCCUAGGACGGUGCCAUCUUCAGCUGCCUCGACGGCUUCAGGUGGCACUUCGCGUUUCAGGCGCUCGUUCAACCGCUCCCGAACUCCCGGUCAGGGCCCUUCCCAGGCCUUUGUGACCGAGGAACACUACGAGGAUGAGACGGAGGAGUAUGAAGACGAGCCUGAAGGAGAGACUGAAGCGUACGAGACAGCAGCUGAGGAAGAGGACGGCGGUGAAGCAGCCGCCGACGAGCUCGAGACCGAGCUAGAGGCGAUGGCCGCAGCACUGGAUGAAGGAGACGACCUGCCGCCUGAGGUGGCGGAAGAAGCGGCCGCGCAUCUGGAGAAUGCGGGGGAAGCUUUGGUGACCCUGCGGGAAGCAAGGCGGCAGAUCGCCGCCAUCCGCAAGGACCCGCCGGCGGAGGUGGACGUGGAACCGCGCCCGGGAAGGGCGCCGGCAGAGGAGUGUGCCACAACUGUGGUCAAGCAGGCCACUGGUCGAGAGAAUGCCCACACCCGCCGAAGGCCAAAGGGGGUCGGCAGAGGCCGUGGCAGGCCACAGCCGCCAAGCGGCAGCCAGAGCCCUGGCAAGCCGAGCCCAAGCAAAGGUGGCCGCUCUCCCAAGCACGUCCACUACACGGAGACUGAAGCCAACGUGGUGGACUUCAUGGACCAUGGGACCAGCGUAGAAGUGGAUGAGUUUGAGGUGAUGAUGACGCUGGCGGAGGCACUUGAGGUGUCGAGCCUCCCGAAGAGGGGCUCCCCAGCCACGUUGCUGGGCGCCAUGGACUCGGCGUGCAACCGGACCUGUGCCGGACCGGAGUGGAUCAAGCAAGCUUUGGCAGCUAUCCCUCCGGAGUACCUCAGCUUGGUCGUGGAAAACCACGAAGCUGAGAGGUUCAGGUUCGGAAACAACCAGACACUGGUAAGCAGCAGGAGGGUGCGCAUCCCUUGCUGUCUGGAAGGACAUGUGAUGCUGCUCUGGGUUUCGGACGUGCCAAACCCGAAGCUUGGUUGUCUGGUGGGCCGAGACUGCAUGGAGGCACUUGGCGCUGUGUUGGACUUCGAGGACCACACGGCCCCGUUCAAGACCUUGGGUCUGGGACCCCUGAGGCUGCCCCAGCUGAUGCUAGGCAGAAACGGUGUGGUCGAGCUACAGCUCGGCUUCGGAGCGUGGAUGCGUCUGCGCACAAAGGCGGCUUGGCAGCUGAUGCUUACGGUGUCUGAGUCGUUUGUGUCAGAGCAAGCGGUGGUUGACUCGAGGGCUGCACUCACGUCGACGAGCGUCUCAGUGAGCAAGCCUACCUCCAAACCCGCAGCCGUUUUGCUCGAGAGCCCCAAGACGACGCAGACCCCUAGUGUGAGCCAUGCUCCAAUGGUGGUGCGUUUGCGCGAGCGUUUGGCCUGGCACUGGCAGGGCUUACUGCUGUGGCUGGUGCGCAUGCCUCAACUGCGCUUCGCCCCCUUCCCGUGGAAGUCGGUAACCGGCCCGAAGGAAUGGCAAGAACAGUCCGAGGGCAUGGUGCGACGAGGAGCGUGGCCACGGCGCUGGUACAUUGGCGCUGUGGAGAACCGCGUGUUCUCAGGAGUGAACCUCGGCCACUCGGUGAGCCUGAGGAACAAGUGCGGUUUGGCGUUUGCCUUCCUCGAGGACGAGAUCGUGCUAGAAGGGCUGAGGGCUCUAAAGGCACCGAAAGGAGUGCGCUCGAGGUUGCAGCGAAUGCAGCUGGAGGAAGCCAAGAAGGCACAAAGCGAAGUGAAGGAGGUGCGCGAAGAGCGCAUGCGGGCGCUGUUGGGGCCAAGGGGAGGCCUACCGCGCCUGCGAGCCGAGUUGCUCGAGCUGGCGGUGUUGUUGCGGGUGGACAUCGAGGAGAAGGACACCGUGGAAACGAUCCGCAAAAAGGUGACGCCGGUGGCCCGCGCAAUCGCGCUGCCGCCUCCACCGUCACAGGCCAGCUCAAGCUCGGAAGACCGCAGGACCGAUGGGGACGGGUUCGGAAUUCGUGCCACCAACCCGCCUGGCCGCUCCACCCAUGGAGGAGGAGGUGGUGCCAUCGGACGACAGCUUCAGGAUGAUUACGUCGGAGGAGCUGGCCGAGCAGAUGGCCGGCUUGGACGCCUACAUGGCGCCCUGAAGCCUGGACUGAAGCAGGUCGUGGCCCAGGCCACGGCCAAGGCGCUGCGGCAGGCUAGUGCGUCGGCCUCGCCGGCAGCAGUGCAUGAAGCACUCCAAGUGCUGGCGAAUGCAGAGGAGGCAGCUGCAUUCCACGACUGCUUUGUGCAAGCAGCUGAUUCGGAAGUCGCUGCUCAUUUUGAGCGGCGUGGGCACGGAACCCGUGCUUACUGUCCGGAUGCCUACGGCCACGUCGGCGUAUUCCGUGCCAAACGCGGCGCGCGGAGGACCGGCCGGUUGUACUUUGCCAUGGUUGGCCCGGCGCACACCUGGCGCAAGGCGGUGCAACCAUGGCUCGGGCCAGACCUGGGUCUGGAAGCCGUUGGUACAGCAGGUCUUGUCCUUAGCAACCUGCCGACCGUCCUGGAUGGUGCCCGCGACGGGCGCUAUGCGACCUUCUGGCACCUUCGACGUGCCCUUCCGCGACUUUUCGAGCGACGUUUCGACUCCUUUCACUCUACCCUGGCCGUCGACCAACAAAACAAUUUAGAUGGGGGUGAGAGUCGUGCGUUCGAAAACUCGCCGGAUACUGCAGGGGAACCGCCUGCUGGAGGCCUGCCGUUUCCCUUUCGUGCGGUCGAAAACUCACCGGACACAGUGGAAGGUCAGGAAGAGCAGGAGGAAAUGGACGCCCUGGUCAAGGACGCGCCUAAGCCGACGAAGGAGAUCGUGCAGGCCGUGGCAAAGCUUCACCGGAACACGGGCCAUGUCUCUAAGCGAAGACUGGCCAGAGCUUUGGCUGUUUCCGGGCCCCGCCCGUGGUUAUCAGAGCCGCUCUGGAGCUUCGUUGCGAGAUUUGUGCCGAGGAGGCACGGCCGAAGACGCGGAUGCCCGCGAGCCUUCCAAGGGCUUCGCACUUUGGAGACCGGGUGCAUGGAUGGAGCCGGACAAACUCGGUGGGUGGCCCACUGGGUGGACGUGGCAACGCGCUACCAGGCGUGUACCCUUCUCCGAAGCAAAACUGCUCAGGAGGUCGGUGCCACUCUUGCAGAGUGGACGCGGAUCUUCGGAGCGCCCAAGACGCUGGUGGUGGAUAUGGGACCGGAGUUCGUGGCUGAGUCCUUCCAGGACCUCUGUGACUUCUACGACACGGUUCUACACCAUAUACCGGUCGAGGCGCCUUGGAGAAACGGCGUGGCCGAGCGAGCAGGAGCUUCUACUAAGGCGGUGCUUCAGAGGCUGGUGAAGGAGUACCUGCCGGUGACUGAGGGUGAUGUGUCUCAGGUUGUGACCGCCGCGGCGGGCGCAUACAAUGACGACAUCAACGACUCGGGCUACUCGCCUUCCCAGGCAGUCUUUGGACGACAGCCCAAGGGCUUCGCAGACUGCUUAGCCCCGGGUCUGGCCCAGACGGCGCUGACAAACGAGCCUUCGUUCUGCCGGGCCUUGGCGAUCCGGGAAACCGCGAGAGUGGCUAUGCUUCGGCUGCACUACUCGCAGGCGAUGAGCAAGGCCUUGCUGGCCCGCUCAAGAGCCCCACACCCUGAGCACUACAAUGCGGGGGACGUGGUGUACUUUUACCGGCGACAGAAGUCGAAGCCUGGAAAGAAGCUGCAGCUGAAGGCUUGGCAUGGGCCAGCCUUGGUCGUGGCCAUGGAAGGGCCCGACGAGAACCAGCUGAGCGCCUAUGUGGCGUACCGGGGCAACGUGACCAAGGUUGCCAUUGAGCACCUGCGGAAGGCCUCAGCCCUGGAAAGGCUGGCGGCCACUGACUGGGCCCCUGCCCUGCAGACCGUGCUCAACGAGGUGACAGACGCCCCGGAGCCGGUGCCUACGGAAACUACCGCGGAGGCACCUGCGGAGGAAGACCAUCGCCACGUUGUCGUCGCUGGCGCCGUGGGAAAAGGAGUCGCACAGUGUCUAUACCGAAAGCGCUCCCACGAGUCUGUGACGGCGGGCGAGAGUUCGGAGCGACCCGCUUCGAAAGCCAAACCCCUCGGGGAGCCUGUGGUGGGCGAACCGAUGGAUGGUACAUCCGAGGCCUUGGGCCUACGUGACGCUGCUGUGGAAAGCGCGGCGCCCAGUGCGCCGGAACUGGUUCCCAUACCAGAGGAAACCGCGGGAGAGAGCCCGGAAGCCCAGAGCUCUCCUGUGGACGAGUCGACCUCGGCUCCUAUGCCCGAUGGACGCUCGGUGGACGUCUUGGUGACUGAGGAGGAUAAGGACCACCCUUUGGUGAGGCUCAUGGAACAGGUGGCGGAGGACCGCCAAACUGGGUAUGAGGAAAUACGCUGUGGCACGUGGGACGGACGCUGGCCCACGCCCAGCGAGGUUCAGAGGAAGCGGCUACAAGCCACCGGGGAUCUCAUGACCCUUUCGGUGGAGAGUGAGGCCUGCCUCGCUUCUGCGGGGAAGGAGAUCACCUGGAGCCGCCUGGACGUCUUUCAAAAGGCAGCUGACGAGCAGUGGCAGAAGUGGACCGAAAACGGCUCAGUGCAGGAACUGAGUGUGGAGGAAAGCCGCCGUGUGCAGGCGGACCUCAAGCGGAGUGGGAAGUCCGGCGACUUACUCACACCUCGGUGGGUUCUGACAGACAAGAACGCGGCGCUGUCAACCCCGGGGAAUCCGCUUCCAGCCAAACCCUCAGCGAGACUGGUGGUGCCGGGGUUUAAGGACACGGCGCACCUUGAGGGACGGCUGAGAACAGAUGCCCCCACCGCCUCGAGGAUCGCGAUCCUGCUCUUGUGCGCGGUGGCGGCACACUUCCCGUCCUGGGAGCUGGUGUCGGCGGACGUCAGAGCUGCCUUUCUCAAAGGCGAUGCUUACAUGGCGGGAUCCCGCACUUUGUACAUGCAGCAACCAGACCGGCGGAAGGGUCCCUCUCUGCCAGGCAUGCGGUUCGGUGUGAUCUUCCGCGUCCUGAAGGGAGUCUUUGGACUCGCAGAUGCGCCACGGCAGUGGUAUCUGCGCCUGUGUCGCACUCUUCAGGAGCAUGGAUGGGUCAAGAGUGCACUUGAUGGUGCUCUCUUUUAUCUUCGUGCCCCCUCUGGCGAGCUCUUGGCUCUGAUGGUGGUGCACGUGGAUGACCUGCUCUUUGCCGGGUGCAAAGCGGCCCUGGAGAUCCUCCGAAAGAUCGGGAAGGAACUGGGAUUCGGUGCGCUCUCGCACUCGGAUUUUCAGCCGCCCACCGUGGGAACCUUACUGAAGGCGGCGCAGCUUGCCCGGGAGCUCAAGAACGACGCCCACUUUACCCUUACGUACCGCCCGGUCGACGUGUGGAAAGGUGGACUAGUGACUGUAUCGGAUGCAGCGCUAGGCAACCUACCGUUGGUGGCAGUUACCGAUGCCAAAGACGUGCAUGAUCGCUGUGGCAACGACCUUGGCUUUGGCGCCCAAAAGAGCUUGGUACUGACGUUAGCUUCGCUUCGUCAACAGCUCAGGGAACCAAACACGGCCAUGAGAUGGACCCACACCGACAACUUGUUUGUCGAUGGAGGUACGAAAGAGAUGGAUUCCGGAGCUCUGCGUACUGUGCUGCCUAAUGGCAAGCUACCCCGGCCUUCUGUGACUUUGGCGAUUCGGGAACGGCUCAGCGCGCACAAGACAUGGCUGCAGCGUCUGGACAUCGAGGACAACAUGAUCGAGUUGAAGAUAGCCAUGCAGGGCAAUGCUCAUCGUCUCCGUUUCCUUGUAUACGAGGCCGAUGCAUACCCGAACAGUGGAGGUAUGAUGAUGAGUGAGGACGAUGCAGAUUCAGACCUAGUGGAAGCCAUCAACACUCUCUUGACCGCGGAGUCGUUGACGGUCAUGGAUGUGUUGCGGGCCACAUCGCAAGCAAGCAAGGUGUCAGACACAGACCUCCUUGCUUGUUUGGAUGACGGUGCGGGAGAUGGUUUGCAGGACCAGCGGCAGUCCGAUGUCGAUGGAAGCUUUGCCUUCGAGGGUGACGAUGAAGGAGAUCUGUGCAUCGAGGCGCCCUCAGAGCGCUCAGAGCGUCCUGGCUGGAAGCGGAUGAAGUGGCAGGAAGUGGAGGACCAAAGACUGGAAGACCAGCGCCUGGCACAGACGCAGCUCCAGAAGCGGCGAAAAGGGGACAAAGGGCAGAUGAACAACGAAGAGCUGAAGGCCAAGGGCGAGCAGAUCUUCAACUCCAGCGAGGCUUUCAACAUCCUGUCUAACGAGCUGUUCCAGCUUCAGACGCACGUGACAACUGGUCUUGAAGCCGAUGCCAUUGACUUCAAUGUCCACAGCUGGGUCGUCAAGCUGCGUGGAUUUUCGAAUGGAAUUUCGGAGGACUUGAACCAGCUGAAGGCACGCUGUGGUUACGACUACGUGGAACUACGAAUAAACUUCCGGGAGGACCUUCAUCCCUUCUAUCCUCCGUCGGUAUCCAUCGUGCGGCCUCGGUUGCUGGGGAGACACGAUGUGCAGGCAGCGUUGGCUUGCCAUCCACGGCUCCAGCUUAAGGGCUGGAGCCCGUUUCAGUCGUCCAGGGACAUGCUCGUCUCCAUCCGCAGUUUCCUCGAUCGGGUGGCUCGAGUGGACUUGGAAAGCGACAGGAAUGCAAUUGUCGAUUUUCCUGAGGGUGCCUUCUCCGUGGUGGAGCAGCAGCUCGGGCUGUUGCGUCGUCUUCGGGGCAUCGUACCUUUAGAUCUUCGACCUGAGACUUUGGGCAAUGCUUAUGAGGAUGACCCAUGGGCACAGAGCGAGGAGCUGCAAUCAAGCUCCUUCAGUGCCAUGCAAUCCGGAGGCAGGAAGUCGACCUCCUCUUCUGCAGGUCCAGGAGCUGCUUCUAGAAGCUCCGGAAGAUGGGCUGCCGGCGUGGGCUAUGGAACGGCAUGCAUGGAAAGAGGACACGAUGGCUGGGAUCCUGCAGCCUUGAGAGCAGCACAGGAGGCUCAGGACCUGGAGCUGCAGCAAGUGGUGUCGUCCAUCAGUAGAAGCCUGCCGCGCUACGACACAGGCAAGGAUGACUUGGCAGACCUGCUGUCCAAGUCAUGUUUGGUACCCUUCCUGGAAGGCGAACUUUCUGCGUCCUACACAAGCAUCAGCGAGAGAUGCGGCAUCUUCCGAGAAGUUUUGGGUAUGGUGAAGCAGCUGCUGGCUAGUCUGCCGCAGCACGCGCCCAUCUUGUUGCAGCCCAUCCGACAACACCUGGCGGCGGCUAAGGCUUCAGCGGAGACCUUCCAGCAUUGUCUGGGAGAGUGCGCCUCUCACGAGGAUGCUGCCAGGGAUGUGGCCUUCGCCAAGCUUGUGGUGGCAACGGCCGAUGACCUGGAGAGGCUUUGCCAUGCGCCAUCGCCACGGUCACUUCCAGCAGGAAGUGCUCAGACGGAAUACUGUCGCUUGCUGUCUGUGCACCAGUUGGACUCGAGCAGCAUUGAAGAUUGGCAUGCCUUUGCACAGAUUGCCCGGAAUGAGCACUGCAUACCACAGGCACGCACGGUUCGUUUGGCCAAGGAGUUAGCCGGCCUGGCUGCAUUGUUGCCGCUGUCGGACUCCUCAUCAGUGUUUGUACGGAACGGUUCACAGCAGCAGCAGCUAUGGCGGGCUCUGAUCACAGGGCCGGAGGACACCCCCUAUGCCGGAGGCUGCUUUGUCUUUGACGUGUACUUCCCCGUUGGCUAUCCGAAUGGCCCGCCAGAAGUAAAGCUCUUGACCACAGGCGGUGGGACUGUGUGCUUCAAUCCCAACCUCUACAGCAAUGGGAAGGUGUGUCUAUCCUUGUUGGGAACCUGGCAAGGUGAGCGAAGUGAGAGCUGGGACGCGCAGACCUCCCGCGCGGUGCAGGUGCUCGUUUCCAUACAGUCGCUGAUCUUAGUGCCACAGCCGUAUUUCAACGAGCCAGGCUAUGAGACACAGAUUGGCACACCUCGGGGAGACAGUCAAAGCAAGGCCUACAAUGCCACAGUUCGCGAGAACUGCAUCAGGUGGGCCAUGAUCGACGUCCUGAGAUCGCCUAUGCCAGAGUUUGCUGAAGCUAUCAAACUGCACUUCAAGCUACGUGGCCCUAAGAUCCAGGAGACAGUCGCAGCAUGGAUUGAAGAGGCCGACAGCGCGGUGCAUCGCGCGAAUCUGGUUGCAUUAUCCCAGCAGCUGAACCGCGAGUUGCAGCGAUGUGGGUAG
Symbiodinium sp. CCMP2592 is the source of this 8883-nucleotide messenger RNA. Lineage: Eukaryota; Dinophyceae; Suessiales; Symbiodiniaceae. The record is from the annotation of a GenBank genome assembly.